Lactuca virosa is the source of this 1621-nucleotide messenger RNA. The record is from the annotation of a GenBank genome assembly. NCBI's taxonomy places the organism in Eukaryota, Viridiplantae, Streptophyta, Magnoliopsida, Asterales, Asteraceae.
AUGUAUUCCACCAUCAUUAAUCCCUUUAGAAGCUCGAAACUCAAUGGGGUGGGUGGUACUAACUGUUUUGGAGGGAGAGCAAGUUCCUUGAAGAUGAUUGAUGACAAACAUGCGUUUCCAAAUACUUCCCACAAGAUCGCUCAUGUCCCCCAAAUUCGAUGUUUGGCAAACUCUCACAAUAUCAAUCAGUUCAACAACAAAGAUCAGUUUCUGAAUCUGCAUCCAGAGGUUUCCAUGCUUAGAGGCGAGGGAAACAACACAGUGAUUAAGGAUAGCAGUUUGGGUGGAAACGUUACUGAGAUUUUGAGAGAUUCAACAAGUCCAGGUAAUUACAAUGAGGCUAAGAUUAAAGUAAUUGGUGUUGGUGGUGGUGGAUCAAAUGCAGUUAAUCGUAUGAUUGAAAGUGAAAUGAAGGGUGUUGAGUUUUGGAUUGUGAAUACUGAUGUUCAAGCCAUGAGAAUGUCACCUGUUUUCCCUGAGCAACGGUUGCAGAUUGGUGAAGAGUUGACUCGUGGACUUGGUGCUGGUGGUAAUCCUGAUGUUGGUAUGAAUGCUGCUAAAGAAAGUAGAGAAUCCAUUGAAGAAGCUGUUUAUGGUUCAGAUAUGGUUUUCGUGACUGCUGGGAUGGGUGGAGGAACAGGUACUGGUGGGGCCCCUGUGAUCGCUGGUGUGGCAAAGUCAAUGGGAAUUUUGACCGUUGGUAUUGUGACAACACCCUUCUCUUUUGAGGGCCGAAGAAGAGCUGUUCAAGCACAAGAAGGAAUUGCAUCGUUAAGGGAAAAUGUCGACACUUUAAUUGUCAUUCCAAAUGACAAAUUAUUAACUGCAGUUUCCCCUUCUACCCCUGUAACCGAAGCUUUUAAUCUCGCUGAUGAUAUUCUUAGACAAGGUGUUCGUGGUAUCUCAGACAUAAUCACGAUUCCAGGACUGGUAAAUGUUGAUUUUGCUGAUGUAAGAGCUAUCAUGGCAAACGCAGGCUCCUCAUUAAUGGGGAUAGGAACUGCAACCGGGAAGACUAGGGCUAGAGAUGCUGCAUUGAAUGCCAUUCAAUCACCUUUGCUAGAUAUUGGUAUUGAGAGGGCUACUGGAAUUGUCUGGAAUAUAACUGGUGGUAGUGAUUUGACAUUGUUUGAGGUAAAUGCUGCAGCCGAGGUUAGCAUAACCCUUAUAGCAACCGGAUUCAAGCGGCAAGAAGAAAGUGACGGAAGGACUCUACAGCAGCAGGGGGGUCAGGCAGAUGUGGCUGGAAUGAACCGAAGAUCACCAGCCUUCACGGAAGGCGGCUCAGUAGAAAUCCCCGAGUUUCUAAGGAAGAAAGGACGGUCACGCUACCCACGAGCUUGAACUUGUGAAUUUACCUUUUUGCCCAUGUGAUAUAAUACUACUGAAAUAUGGUUGUGUAGGUAGAGAAAAUUGUUGCCACUGGUAGCAAAAACAAAAAAAAAUGGUUUAAGAGAGCAUUAUUAUGCAACAUGUCUUUAUCCAAUAAAAAGUUGUAGGAAGUGAAUGACAACUAUUUUUUAUAUUAUUGUUUGUGGCUAGCAAGAGGUUAGAGAUUUUUAGUUGAACAUUGUGGAAAGAUUUAUUAUAUAUACAUGUUUGAUUGUUUUGUUAGUAUUAA